Molecule: messenger RNA, 1644 nt
Organism: Ixodes scapularis (black-legged tick)
Lineage: Eukaryota; Metazoa; Arthropoda; Arachnida; Ixodida; Ixodidae
Product: protein glass
Exons: 2
Coding region: 110-1543 (477 amino acids)
Biological process (GO): regulation of transcription by RNA polymerase II
Molecular function (GO): DNA-binding transcription factor activity; RNA polymerase II cis-regulatory region sequence-specific DNA binding
Source: RefSeq, a predicted model, not a curated record
GCUUCUUCCACUCUGUUGUUUGUGACAGUGGUGCCCUCAAGUGUGCCCUCAAGGCAGCCAGGAGGAGCUUCGCUGGAACAGGGGCGGCCGACCGCAGGGACAUGAGGCGAUGAGCGAGGCGGCCGGAGACCUGCCGGAGUCUCCGGACGCGGCCUGUCCAGCGGCGCCCUGGCUGCCGGCCAACGGCUGUCUGGAGAUGCCCUCGCUCUGCUACCAAAGCGGCCCGCCCUUCGACCAGGGAUACCACCACCCGGACGACCUCGGGGCACUGGCAGAUGCCAUGGAGCCCCUUUCCUCCCACCACCACCACCACCAUCAUCAUGCGCUCUCGUCAUCGUCGUCGGACCCCUACGGAAGCGCACUCGCAGACCACGGCCGGGAGGGCUCGCUGCGCCUGCCGCCGGUUUCGACCAUCAUGCAGGCCGCCAAGGAGAGCUUCGAGCUGCCCCAGGAACCGGCGCUGGCAGACGGCCGGCCGCCGCAACGCCAUCGGCACGCUCUCCUGGACACGGAGCAGACGCACUUCCUGGCAGCACAGCCGUCGGACGCUGCCAACCCGCUGCUCCACGGCGCCCCGCUCGGCCCUGGCGACCUCCUUGACUCGCCGGGGCUCGCCGAAGUGGGCCAGCAGCGCGACUCCGGGGAACACUCCGGCGGCGACAGGCCGGGCAACGGCGUCGGGUCGGCAUCGGCGCAGGCGAUGCUGUCGCUGGCGGAGCAGUGGGCGCGGGACGCUGGGGCACCGUCGGCGCUUCGGAGGCCGUCGCCCACCAGCUCGGCGGCAGAAGACUCGUCGCCAAUGGCGGCUCGCGACGGGCUCCUCUCAGAGGGCUCGCUGUCGCCGCAGUCGAGCGGCGAGGCGCCGCCCGCGCUCCUUCCGGUCAUUCCGUCCCUCUUCUCGUUGAGCGGCGGCCUGCAGCCGCUGCCCCCACUCCUGCUGUCGAGCGUGCUCCCGUCAACGCUGGCUCAACUCCGGCCCGACGAAGCGCCGGCGUCGUCGGGGCCGUCGCAGGUCCGGAUCAAGCAGGAACCAUCGGAGGACGAGGCGCCGCGUGGCAGCACCAAAGCGCCGCGGCGUGGUGGCGACGGCAGUGCGCCUCUGCCGUCGGGCGAUCCCGCGAAGCCGUUCCAGUGCGGGCUGUGCGGCAAGCACCUGGCAUCCAAGAACGUGCACCAGCUGCACAUGCGGUCGCACUCGGGGGAGAAGCCGUUCACGUGCGCGCUGUGCGGCCACCGGUUCUCGCAGAAGACGUCGCUGACACGGCACAUGCGUUCGCACACAGGCGAGCGCCCGUUCCCAUGCGAGGUGUGCGGCAAGCGCUUCGCAGACAAGGAGCGCAUCAAGAUCCACAUGCGUACGCACACGGGGGAGAAGCCGUUUGCGUGCGAGGUGUGCGGCAAGACCUUCUCGCAGAAAUCGACGGUCAAGCGGCACAUGAGCGUGCACACGGGCGAAAAGCCCUUCAAGUGCCCCGUGUGCGCCAAGGGCUUCGCGAACCGGGGGAACCUCAACGCCCACGCCAAGACGCACGCCCACAGCUGAGCGGAGGCCCCACCAGGUGCCCCAAGGGAGUCUUGGCAUGACUUGUUUUCUCCGGGGCCGGCGACGUGUCGUCGUUUCAUUGUUGUUGUUGUUGUUGUUGA